This is a messenger RNA of Pelmatolapia mariae (spotted tilapia), 6278 nucleotides long. Its product is annotated as rap1 GTPase-GDP dissociation stimulator 1-B. Gene Ontology annotation, biological process: positive regulation of GTPase activity. The record is from RefSeq and is a predicted model, not a curated record. Gene Ontology annotation, cellular component: cytosol. Lineage: Eukaryota; Metazoa; Chordata; Actinopteri; Cichliformes; Cichlidae. Gene Ontology annotation, molecular function: protein binding; guanyl-nucleotide exchange factor activity. Bases 224 to 1906 code for a protein of 560 amino acids. The transcript has 14 exons.
GCAGCGUGAAGCGAGGAAAACGAAAAGGAGAGUUAGGUAAUAGGAUUAGUGGAGUAAGAGCAAGGACAGGGAAGCAGGCAGAGUGAGAGGCGGGAUACACCUGACUGAAGAAGGGAGGGCGGCUUCUCUGCGAGCUGCACACAGACACACACAGACACGCACUCACAGUGCUAGCAAGCAGGCGAAGGCAGUUAGCCAGCCAGCAGAGAGCCUGCCAGCAGCCAUGACAGACACUGACUCUCUGUGUGAGGCGUUAAAAGCUAUUAGUGUGAGUACAGAGCUGAUUGAAGAAGAGCUCAAGCCUCAUUUGGAUACAGUGCUGGCUGCGCUGCUAGAAAAGAAGAAAGAUGCUGCUAUCGACGUUGCCAAAAGUGGGAUUCUACCCAUACUGGCUCAGGCCUUACAGAGAAAAAGCAGUCUGAGCUGCCAGGUGGCUUUGGUGGUGGCAGAGAUGGCCCGAGAAGCUGCAGUGAGGGAGCCAUGCAUCGAGGCAGGCCUGGUGAAGGUGUUGGUUCCACAUCUGAACAGCGAUAACCAAGAAAUGCUGCUGAACUCCGGCAGGGCCAUUGGGCGCAUCUGCUUUGACAACUCAUACCAGCAGGACCAGUUAGUCCAGAGUGGUGUAAUCCCCAGACUCGUUUCCAUAAUGAGGGAGUAUCCUGGCAAUGAUCCACUGGUCAAUGUCUGUCUGCUGGCCUUGUGUAACCUGGCAGACAUGGACUCUGCAAGGGAGGCGCUGGCACAGCUGGAUGUUGCAGAUGUACUGAUAUUUCAGCUGAAACAGGCCCCUGAUGCUGAACGCCGACAUGUCAUUUUGGAAAUCCUGGGCUCUCUGGGAGAGAGCGAUACUCUGAAACUACAGUUUGCAGAGUCAGGAGUCCCAGAAGCUUUAUCCGAGAUGAUUCGGAGUCUGCAGGGAGGGUCUGACCCACAUGACCUCUGCAGCAUCAAGAUUGCCUCCAACUUAAUGGUGUCCCUGCUUUUAGGGGAUGAGUCCAUGCAGAAGUGUUUUGGUGAAGGAUCAGGUCUGGUGUACCAGGAUGUUCUGUCAUGGCUCCAGAGCUCCAACACCCAACUGCAGCUAUCGGGAGCGCUUGCCAUCGCCAACUUCGCCAGGAAUGACAGUAACUGUGUGAAGAUGCUGGACCUCGGAGUGGUUCCUCACAUCCUGACAUUGUUGGAGCAGCACGUAGAUGAAGGAGACGUAUCUGUUCAACAUGCUGGACUAAGCGCGCUCAGAAACCUUGCCAUUCCUGCCACCAACAAAGUGCGAAUGCUGGAGGACGGGGUAACUGACAGAAUAAAGACACUGCUGCGCUCUGACAUGCCCCCAGUUCAGUUCAAACUGCUGGGUACUCUGCGUAUGAUGGUGGACGGACAUGAGGAAGCUGCGCUAGUGCUGGGGAGAGAUGCUGACCUACUGGAUCGGAUCAUGGAGUGGUGCGAAGCCAAAGAUCAUGCAGGAGUCAGAGGAGAAGCCAGUCGCCUGCUGGCUGCUCUCAUCAGACAUAGUCAGAACUCUGAAGUUGUCCGUGAGGUAGCCAGAGCCAAUGGAAUUCGGCAUCUUAUUUCUAUGGCAUCAAGUGAACAUGUCAUCAUGCAGAAUGAAGCCCUGGUUGCCCUGGCAAUUGCAAGUGCCAUUGACAUUGAGUCUAUGAAGGAUCCAUUUCGGGAGGCAGACCUGUUACCCAUGCUGAAGAAGAUGUUGGAGGAUCCUGUGGGAGCGGUCGAGGUCAAGUUCAGUGCUUUAGGUCUCAUUUGCAGCCUGGCUAACUCCAGUGUCAUGAAGGAGGAGUUGAACUCUGUGAAUAUGAAGGAAAGCAUCAGUAAACUCACAGAUCAUAGCAGCAGUAAACUUGCCUCACAGGCCAGCUCCAUACUGACCAUCCUGGGUGACACCAGCUAAACCAGCAUCCUGCAGCAACAGGGGACCCAUCAGCUGUAUGGAUUUAUCGAGCUUGUUCAGUGGCAUACUUAAAUGACAGAUAUUUUACUGCACAAAUAUUGCAAAGUAUUGAACUGGCUUCUUGUCACCUGUUCUGUAAAAAUUAAGGGCCCUUUUUAGUCCCGGUGUGUGCAUGUGUGGCAGGCAACAGAUUAUAGGAGUAUUUGAGUUGCUCGUUUGAUUUGCUCUUUUGUUUAAAAGAAGAAACAUUAUAUUUACACUGCACAAUUCAGACAUCAUCUAAGCUCAUUUAUUUAGGUUUUCCUGUAGUAGUAAUGAGAUUGCCUAAGAGUCGUAUCAGCACAGCCUCGGGUAUAUUUGCAGCGUGUUCUGCUGCACAUUUAUGAAUCAGAUGGUCUGCUAUGAGUGUGCAUAUGGGGCUCAAAGGUAACGACUGAAUGAAUAGCCACAGAAAAAGUAUCCAGUCUCAGGCAGUCAUGUACUAUGACUAGAAACAUUGUAGACAUUUCACAAAGAUAGCAAAAAGAAAGGGUAAGAGGGCAGGUAAAGUUAACUGGAGAACACACGUUAGGUGUACCAAGUUUUACAGUACUCUGGACCAAAGUGGGUGGAUGGAGAAAUUUACUAAGAGCCACCUGAUGGAGGCACAUGUGCAGACAAAGUUACGAAUAAAACCUCAGUGCUAAUAUUUGUAACUUCAGUACCAGGUCAUUGGCAAAGAUUUUAUUAUAAUAUAUGUUAAUAUUAUAUAAAGUGUAAUUGAAUAUUACUGAAUGUGAGCAUCACAGUGGUGCAGUGGAAGCUCUUUCUGUGUUGCCUUACAGAAGGCGAUUCCAGGCUUCUAAUCUAAUCCAAGUGCUGCACAGGAAGUAGGAUGUCAGUAAACAGUACAAAUAAUUUAAGAACAAUUUAAAUACUCGGGGUGGGGGGUGGUGGGGUGGGGUACACCCUGGACAGGUCCCCAGCCUGACGCAGAGAUAAGUAAUAAUGUAGAAAUUAUCAUAUUAAAUGAAAGAAAUGCACUGGGAAAAAUGAGACAAUAAACUGGAACUAGUCUGAAGCCAAGAAAGCUGAUGAGAAGACGACUGUCUUUGGGUGAACAAAAACCAAGUAUUUAUAAUUCUCAAAAUUGAUGAACAGAUGAGGCUUUAAGCUGCCGACAGUGCUGGUUAGGGCGGGAAGUGAAACAUGCUCAGACUGAGUACAUACACCAGUGAAGAGCAGAAUUCAUCAGAAAGUAUUUGUGUUAUUGAGGCCUUGACAGCCUCCUGAUGUUUGUUAAAAUUUCAUAAGACUCUGGAAGCUCUCCUGCACUGAGUGCCCUUCAUUUAAGGCGGUAUGACCUCAAAGGACAGCAGUGCAGACAGCGUUAAAAGAAUGUAGAGAUAGAGCUUCACACUUCAGCACAUAUUCUGCAAAUGGGCGAAGCCAACUGAUCAACAAUGUUCAAUUUGAUUAGGGAAGAGAGUGCAGCAUGGUCGCGACUCUUACUUCAGUAACAUUGAUUUUAAAAAGUGCUGGCACGUGUUGAGAGAAAGUAGCAUCCUCAGCGUUGCAGAUACACACAGAUUUGACAAGUAAAAGAACCAAAUCAAGUGUCUCAGCUCGUAUGACCUACGCAUGUGCUGGUGAGCAGAUACUAAAGGGGACCAAUCAUAAAAUCACCAAGAAUGAAAAUAUUGAAGUCAGGUAAAAAUUUCAGUGAGAAAGCAAAGAAAACCUUUGCUGGGCUCCUCUGGAGGCUUCUGAACAGGGAGGGGUAAUUCCUCAACAGGUUGACCAGCCAGCUUUGCCAAGUAUGGAGAGUGAGAAUCCUGCUGUUAGAUAACUGCCACUUCUAAUUUGGCCACAGGUCGUGUGCGUAGUUGUCUGUCUCUGUGUGUUAGCCCUGGCGACCUGUUCAGGGUGUACCCCGCUUCUCAACAUAUGUGGGAUAGGCUCACACCCACCACGGCCCUAAAUUGGGAAAUCAUUAGAAAAUGGAUGGAUAGGAUGUUAUUGAAUAUGCAGCCAGAAUAGUUUACCAAACAAAUUGACCUUUUUCUUAAUAUCCCAAAGGUAAAGAAGUGACGUGUGUUUGGAUCACUGAUUAAAAGAAACUUUGACUAUAUCAAGGAACUUUUUUUGCCAUGCUGGUGAUAUGAAGUGUGAUUAUUCUGAGCAAUAUUGUUUGACCUAAAGUAGUUUUAUUUUAAUUACUCCAGUAACAAAACGACCUACUGGAUAAAUGGUAAAUAAAUGGUAAAUGGCCUGUAUUUAUAUAGCGCUUUACUAAGAUUGUGAUGUACAAGUGAAUGUGCGAUGCUCUGGUUUGUCUGUAUUGUGGCAGGUGAGGUGAUGUUUCUAUUUAUUUUCUGAUAGGUUGAACCUGUUGAAGAUGACACAGAUUACGUUUUAUAAUAAGCCUAUCAGCUACCACCACUUCAAACCAGGCUGUCUGUCAAUCACCAGUGAUAUUCUGAUGAGUGGACUCAAACAUUAAAAGGGUGUUCAUAAACUUGCUUUAUGGCAUAUACCCUUCCAAUAAGAACUGCAACAGAUGUAAAUGAUGAACAUACAAAUAACAGCAACAAAGAAAGAAUCUGAGAACAUAGCCUCUGGGUAUGAGGUGUUUCUGAAAGAUCACAUUUAUCUACUCAACAUAGUUUUAUUUAUAUAGCACCAACUGAGAGUUUCCUCAAGGCGCUCUAUAUCGUAAGUUAAAGACCCAGAUGAACAUGUCUUGAUGCAUGCUCAAUCAUCGAAGUAAGGAUAGUUGAUUCUGUUCCUCAGGACGUAGCAUGUUUUUUAGUCUGAGAAACUCAUCCAGGUGACUUCUUCAGUCUCAGCUGACUGCUGGUUUCCCCAGUCUUAGAAACAGUAACAUUUGUAUAAUGACUGAAACCAGCACCACUGAUGAACAAUGGGCUGUGAGGUCAGUUUCUUGAUCACUGAUGUGCAAAUUGUCAUGACCAUUGAUCAACAACCACUGAUCGAAGACCAUGAGUACCAUUCACAGAGAGUUGGGGAAUGUCUGCAAUCACAGCAUUGUAAGAUGGUGACAGAUGUCUGUGAAGGUUCUCAGGUCAUCCAGGUUAUCGUAGUCUAGGGAGCUUGGAAAGAAAAACGUCUGGACUUCUUUAAGUUUCUUGAAGACCGAGUCCAGAUGCUUUUCUUUCCAAGCUCCUUAUAGGGACAGAUGUACCCUUGAUGGUCUUUCCCUUUUCACAUAAAUGUCCUCCUUGAUUCCCCGCUCAAACCAGCGUUCCUCCCUGUCCACUUUCCGGUACUCAUGGUCUUUGAUGACCAUGGCAAAACUAUACCAGGACAUUUAAUGUUGGUUUUUACUUGAAUUUGUCGCUGUUUUGUUUGUGUCAUGUCACAGUGCUGGCUGAAGCACUUAACAUAUUUAGGAUUGCAGUCAUGUUGUAUGACUUAUAGAAAAGCUCUACGAUUGAAGACUUCCUAGUGGUCAUGUCAUGUUUUUGUAACUAGAAAAAUUAGAAUAAAAAAAGUAAUGUGACGUGAAGGUAGCAUUUCCCAGAGCACAAUGGCAACGUUCUAUCAGCAACACAGCUCUAGUAUCGUCUGCCAAUGCUAACACCACUCAGUGUUACAGAAACAUUUAUAUAUAGUUAAAAAAAAAAGAAAGAUCCAAAUCAUUUUAUUUCAAAUGGAUGCAUUUGUAGAAUAAAAUAUGUAUAUGUAUAUAUAUAUAUAUAUGUAUAUAUAUAUAUAUGUGUAUAUAUAUACAUAUAUAUAUAUAUAUAUAUAUAUACAUAAAAAAAAAAAAGUAUGUAUAUGUAUAUAUGUAUAUACACAACAAAUGAACUGCCUGUUGGACAAUGCCACUGUUAUGCAUUCUUGUAGGGUCUACCUUACAAUAUAAAGUACCUUGAGGCGACUGUUGUUGUGAUUUGGCGCUGUCUAAAUGAAUUUACUCUCAUCCAUGUUUUGAAUUUUACAGAUUACUCAACAGACAAAUGGGGCUCAAGCAUAACAGCAAUAUCCAUACCUACACUUCAUUUUAAAGGAAGCAUAAUGUGAAGAAGGUAUUCGUUACACUGCACUUUUUAACAUUUGUAUAUAAACUAAACAAUCAUUCUUAUGUAGUAGCAACACUUUUUCAGUGUGCAUCUGUAGCUGGAUCAUUUUGGGGAAGUGGCUAGCAUGUGUGUUCUGUACAACAUAAAGUGAUAAUGUGCUGAUGGGCGUGAAGCACACUUUUGCUGUGAUGUUUAAUGUAAUAUUUGUGUGAAAGUAUGUUCUGGAUGUAACUACAAAUCACUCAACAUUUGUGAACAGAUCUGUAUUUAUAGGGAGGGCAUUUUUUUUGGCCUUUUAGAAGCUUUGUUCUAGAGUGAAAACAAUAAAGUUAUACAGUGUCUUCCUC